AUGAACCGCAUGCCACCCCCCCAAGGGCCGCAUGCGCAUUCACCUUACGAUACCUCAUGGCGCCCUCAAUACCCUUCCACCUUCGACCCCCCACAAACGUCCAAUCCACCAGGAUACCCCGUCAUAGCCAACAGGGAGCUGCCACAGUUAACGGAGAGUCCGUAUCCCCGACCUAACGGCAUGCCCCCGCAGGCGCCCAUGCCUUCUCCGCAAGAUCUAAAUCCUCCUCACAACUUCCGAACGCCCAUGAACGGCGCGCAUGACCCUUCGCCCGAUUAUCGCGCUCGCAUGGGAUACCCACCGCCGGAUUCAAUCAAUAAUGCCGAAAACAUGCCUCCGUCUGGCCAUUUGCCUCCCGCUCCACAAUUUAUGACACCUGUUCCUCAAUUGGCGGGUGCGACGCCGCCGGGGGGUAUGAUUCCGCAGCUUAUCAGAAUCAAGCUGCGCGCCGGGGCAAGGCUAGAGCUACACAGGUCAGUUGAGCUUGUAGAACGGGCUUGUGAUCAAUGCCGAACGAGGAAGGCGAAGUGUGAUGAGGGACGACCGAAUUGCAGUCAUUGCAGAGAGAACAGCUUACAGUGUGUCUACAAAGAGGUACCGCCGCACAAGCAGGAAAAGACGACUCAGAUAGUUCUCGACAAAUUGUCGGCGACUGAGGAUCGUGUGGAUCGUCGUUUUGAUCAUAUCACGGAUCGGAUGGGGAAGGUCGAGGAUCUUUUGGAGCAGUUGUUGGCAAACUCUGGACGACAGACAAUGCCACGGCCCGUAAAGUCCAGUCAAGAGCCUGCUUCGGUAAGUAUUGAACGUGAGCCGCCGCUCAAACAAGAGGCGGGGUCCACGCAGACCCGUAGUGCGAUUCUUGAACCCGGCAGUCAGGAUGUUGGCACUUCGAAGUAUGGCCAGAAGUUGGGACCCGCGGAUUUAUUGUGCGAUGACUCGACGAAUGAGGCCGAGGGAGAGCUCUCUAUUCCCGUGGAACAUACCACCGCAGCUCACAAGCUAUUGAUGUGGCCCUCAAUCAAGAAGCUGCUGUUUCCAAAGGAGUAUGACGAGAAUUAUGUGAUGAGGUUGGAGGAAGAGCGCGGUUUGAUCAGUAUCUACGGACAAGGCGAGAUCUCAUACACCGCUGACGACAGUCAAUUGCCGGCGGAUAUUGGAUUUGGUGCCAUGUCUGAUGGAGAUGGUGCAGGACUCGACGCAGACGUCGAUAUUGACAAGUUCGGUCAUAUGAAGCUCGAUCUUUCAACCGCUCAACGCUACUAUGACAGCUAUCUUAACAACAUGUAUCUGCUUCACCCAUUCUUGGAACAGGCCGAACUAGACCAGAAGGUUGACAGAUUCAUUCGAUGCUAUUGCCGCAUCAACAAAUCACCAUCCUCGGCCUCACACAUGCGACCGGCUCGGGAUGGCCCACCGCCAGCCAAACGGAGACGAUCAAACGAGAACUUGGGCGUGCGAGGCGAGUUCAAGGAGUCCGUCGCUAACCCGGAACGGCCACGUGUAGGGAGAAAUAUCGACAACGCUAUGGUUCUCCUGUGUCUUGCUCUUGGUGCCAUCUGUGAAGUGCCUUCUCCUCUUCCUGGACCGAUCAUGGAAACCAGACCCGAUUACCGCCACCAACACAUACCUGCUCCUCUGCCACCACCCCGGACAAACCCGAACGUACCGUAUGCCCCCAAUGGUGUGCUUUCGCCUGCAAACUCUGACUCGGCUAUCCCGAUGCAAUAUUCACAAAGUCUGCAUGGGCUGCCGCUCCAAUCUCCCAACCAGUCUUUCCAAUCUUCCAACCAGUCUUUCCAAUCUCCCAAUCAGUCUUUCCAGUCCCCAGGACCAGUACCAGGCUACGAUAGCCGGAAGAACCUAUCAACACGAUCUGUGACGGCUGUGCAGGAUGAGCGGGGGAAUACCAAGAACUAUCAGGUUAUUGCUGGCUUGACAAUGUACGGGUAUGCAACCAUGAUCUUGGGGUAUCUGCAGGGCGGCAACGAACUGGAACAUGUUCAAGCUGCUUUGCUUGCUGGUCUAUAUGCUGGUCAGCUGGCACAUCCUUUCCAAAGUCACAGCUGGAUCUCCCAGGCCUCGAGAGCUUGCCAGGUGUUGGCGAGACCAACACGAUAUACGCAACUGGUCGACGGACCCACGAUGGACCUCUACAACUUCGCAUACUGGACGUGUCUACAGUUGGAAAGUGAUUUGCUUGCAGAGCUCGAUAUUCCCGCAAGUGGUAUCUCGCGAUCUGAAAGUAAAAUGGGGCUCCCCGCAGGAAAAUUCACAAUCAGUCUCCCAAACGACCUGAGUGCGCCCCCAACCAUGAUGAUGUUGUUCUACUCGGCUCAGAUUCACCUGCGCAAAGUCCUCAAUCGAGUCCACACGGAUCUCUACAAAGUCGAAAAAGCAGGCCAAACACGGUGGUCUUCAAGUGUCCAGGAAGCUCUCAGCAUGAACCUUGACCUCUGGCGAACAAGCCUCCCAGAUAGCAUGAAGUGGAGAGACUCCGACGAGCCAGCCAAAGAGAUCAACGCGGCUCGCAUGCGUGCUAAGUAUUAUGGUGCUCGCUACAUCAUCCACCGGCCACUUCUUUACUAUGCCCUGCACUAUGGUCAAACAGGUGCACGCGUCGGCUCAAUUGGCCAGGGCUCGGUGGACUCACCCACAUCGCAACAAAUGUCUCCCUCCAUAGCGCACAACAGCAGGUCGACGAACAUGGCCCGCAUGUCGAGUGACAUGGGUCCCACGCCGGCCGCUUCACUGGAAAAUGGCUGGAAUGCUCCUAAAGUCAGCAUGCGGGACCUUCCCCAGAAAUUGAAAAAAGCCUGCAAAAUCUGCAUCGACUCUGCAGUCCUAAGCACCGAGGCCUUUGAUGGCGUGGGCGGACACAGACUGAUUGUGACCAACAUCUUCGGCACAGCCCAUGCACAAUUUGGUAACAUGCUUGUCCUCUCAGCAACAUACAUGUCAAGUCUCAGAGAGUUCGUUGAGGAAGAAACCCUCGACCGUCUCCUCAAACGAACGAUCCGUUUCCUCGCCCUACACGAAAAUAUCUCCCCCACCCUCCGCGCCGACGCCCGCAUCCUCACAGAAAUCUACACCAAAAUCUUCAAAAAAGCUCCUGACUUGAGCACCGACAACAUGAACUACUAG
Penicillium soppii is the source of this 3141-nucleotide messenger RNA. It is a transcript of the gene clcA, whose product is annotated as putative C6 finger domain protein. NCBI's taxonomy places the organism in Eukaryota, Fungi, Ascomycota, Eurotiomycetes, Eurotiales, Aspergillaceae. Gene Ontology annotation, molecular function: DNA-binding transcription factor activity, RNA polymerase II-specific; zinc ion binding. The record is from RefSeq and is a predicted model, not a curated record. The transcript has 3 exons. Gene Ontology annotation, biological process: regulation of DNA-templated transcription. Bases 1 to 3141 code for a protein of 1046 amino acids.